CAGAGAUCAGACCCACAGCAGAGAGUGAUCUGACAGCUUCAGACCUGUGCUGAUGAUGAUGGAGAUUCAGUAUAAUAAUAAUAAUAAUGGAUACGGUGUGGAUGAGUACAUGUUACAGGACGACGAGUGGGACAGAGAUCUCCUGCUGGACCCUGCGUGGGAAAAACAGCAGAGGAAGACGUUCACUGCCUGGUGUAACUCUCAUCUGCGUAGAGCGGGAACUCAAAUCGAAAACAUCGAGGAAGACUUCAGGAACGGUCUGAAACUGAUGCUGUUGUUGGAGGUUAUUUCAGGUGAGAGACUCCCCAAACCUGACCGAGGAAAGAUGCGCUUUCACAAAAUUGCCAAUGUGAACAAAGCUCUGGAUUACAUCACCAGCAAAGGUGUCAAACUGGUGUCUAUCGGCGCUGAGGAGAUUGUUUAUGGGAAUGUGAAGAUGACUUUGGGAAUGAUCUGGACCAUCAUCCUCCGCUUCGCCAUUCAGGACAUCUCUGUGGAGGAAACCUCGGCUAAAGAAGGGCUCCUGCUGUGGUGUCAGAGGAAAACUGCCCCCUACAGGAAUGUCAAUGUACAAAACUUCCAUUGUAGUUGGAAGGAUGGUUUAGCGUUCUGUGCGCUCAUACACAGACACAGACCCGAUCUGAUCGACUACGCCAAACUCAAGAAGGACGAUGCUCUUGGAAAUCUGACUUUGGCUUUGGAAAUCGCAGAAAAACACCUGGACAUCCCAAAAAUGUUGGACCCAGAAGACAUCAUCAACACGCCGAAGCCUGACGAGAGAGCCAUCAUGACAUACGUGUCGUGUUUCUACCACGCGUUUGCAGGAGCUGAGCAGGCAGAAACAGCUGCAAACCGGAUCUGUAAGGUGCUCGGUGUCAAUCAGGAGAAUGAGAAACUGAUGGAGGAGUAUGAGCGGCUGACCAGCGAGUUGUUGGCGUGGAUUCGUCAGACGACGCCCUGGCUGGAGAACAGAUCUCCUGAAAACACCACCACCGCCAUGAGACGCAAGCUGGAGGACUUCAGAGAUUACCGCCGCGUGCACAAACCUCCCAAAGUUCAGGAGAAAUGUCAACUGGAGAUCAACUUCAACACCAUACAGACCAAACUCCGCAUCAGCAACAGACCGGCGUUCAUGCCAUCAGAGGGAAAGAUGGUGUCUGACAUCACGGCGGCGUGGCAGGGUCUGGACCAGUCUGAGAAGGGUUAUGAGGAAUGGUUGCUCAGUGAGAUCAGACGUCUGGAGCGUGUGGAGCAUUUGGCUGAGAAGUUCCAGCAGAAAGCCGCCAGCCAUGAGGGCUGGGCUAAAGGAAAGGAUCUGCUGUUAAGUGAGAAGGAUUAUGAGAACGCAUCUCUGACAGAAGUGAGAGCGUUGCUACAGAAACAUGAGGCUUUUGAGAGCGACCUGGCAGCACACCAGGACAGAGUCGAACAAAUCGCAGCCAUCGCACAGGAACUCAAUGAGCUGGAUUAUCAGACUGCAGGUGUGAUUAAUGAACGCUGUCAGUGGAUGUGUGAUCUGUGGGAUCAGUUGGGGACUUUGACUCAGAAGCGUCGAGAAGCUCUAGAGAGGACAGAGAAACUUCUGGAAACCAUCGACCAGCUCUUUCUGGAGUUCUCUAAGAGAUGCGCUCCGUUUAUUAACUGGAUGGAAGGAGCCAUGGAGGAUCUUCAGGACAUCUUCUUGGUUCAUUCAGUGGAUGAGGUUCAGAAUCUGAUCUCAGCUCAUGAUCAGUUUAAAGUGACUCUACCUGAAGCGGACAGUGAGCGUCAGGCCAUUCUCAGUGUUCAUAAUGAGGUGCAGAAGAUCACUCAGAGCUACGGCAUCACCAGCAUCCUCACCAACAUCUACAGCAACAUCACACCUGCACUCAUCAACCAGAUGUGGGACAAGGUGAAGAAGUUGGUUCCUCAGAGAGACGGCACUCUACAGGAGGAGAUAUCCAGACAGCACAUGAAUGAGAGAUUCAGACGUCAGUUUGCUGCUCAGGCCAACAUCAUCGGACCCUGGAUUCAGACACGCAUGGAGGAAAUCAAUCACAGCUCAGUGGAUUUGGGCGGAGCUCUGGAAGAUCACAUGACUCAACUGAAACAAUAUGAACACGUCAUCAUUAACUAUAAACCAAACAUCGACAAACUAGAGGGAGAUCAUCAACUCAUCCAAGAGUCACUCAUAUUUGACAACAAACACACCAACUACACUAUGGAGCACAUCCGUGUGGGAUGGGAGUUACUGCUGACCACGAUCGCUCGUACCAUCAACGACACGGAGACUCAGAUUCUGAUGCGGGACGCUAAAGGCCUCAGUCAACAGCAGCUCAAUGACUUCAGAUCUUCCUUCACACACUUUGAUCGAAAGAAGAAGGGAGGGAUGGAGACUGAUGACUUCAGAGCCUGUUUGAUCUCAAUGGGUUAUGACCUGGUAACAGCAAACUUUAUCUCUGUUAGUGCGAUUAAAAUCAUGUGUGAUUCUGUGGAUCAGUAUCUGUGUGUUCUGCAGGGGGAAGCAGAGUUCAUUCAAAUCAUGUCAUUGGUGGAUCCGAACGGUUCUGGUGCGGUGAGCUUUCAGUCGUUUGUGGACUUUAUGACCCGUGAGACCGGAGACACUGACACGGCAGAACAGGUCGUCGCCUCUUUCAGGAUACUGGCCGGGGACAAGCCGUACAUCUUGGUGGAUGAACUCCGUAGGGAAUUGCCCCCGGAGCAAGCGGAAUACUGCAUCUCCAGAAUGCCCCUUUUCGUGGGACCUGAUGGACUUCCAGGGGCUUUGGACUACAUGGCUUUCUCUACUGCCCUCUAUGGAGAGAGUGAUCUCUAGUGGUCUGGAGUAGCACUGCGCCUCUACCUAAAAAAUACUUCAACACUACUUUUUAAUUGCGCUUUGGAUCUCUAAAAGUUGUAAUUUUCAUCUGAAAAGCAAACAAACAAAUUGCUUAUAAAAGCUGCUGUUUUAUACCACCAUAACACUUUACUUAAAGCAUAUGUGUAUAAUGCUUUAUAAAAGUUGAAUGUAUUAAUGCAUUGUAAUGUCUCAUGAAAAUUGGAACUACAGUAAAACAUUACAACACUUAUCAAUUCAUUGUUACACUUUGCAUUUUUAAUUUGGUUAACAUUAUGAACAAUUAUAAUGCAUCCCAACCUUAAAUAACCCUUUAUAAUGCAUUAUACAUAAAGGCUUUAAGAAAAUGUUGCCAAAUUUUCUAAAGAGAAUCAACUUUAUCAUUUUUUCAUAAAUUUGUUUUGAUUUGAUAUUUUUUCCUUCGAAUUUCACAAAAGAAACACCCUAAAAUGAAAACAAAUGUUAAGAUUUUUUUUUGCAAUACAGCAAUGACAACCUGGGGAAAUGUAAAAUCAUAAGAAUGAUGGAAACCUCAAUAAACAUUUAAACUCAAAUUUCCUAUUUCUUUCCUUUGAUUAAUGGGUGAAAUUUGAGGCAAUUAAGGUCUUAUGAGAUAAAUGUAAGUAGGUUAUGCAUCAUAUUAUUAAUGUUAAGCCUGAAAAAACAAAGAAUCUGCCCAUCAAGACAAACGCCAUUUAGA
This is a messenger RNA of Triplophysa dalaica, 3536 nucleotides long. Its product is annotated as alpha-actinin-2-like. The record is from RefSeq and is a predicted model, not a curated record. Bases 53 to 2815 code for a protein of 920 amino acids. Gene Ontology annotation, molecular function: actin filament binding; calcium ion binding. The transcript is spliced from 20 exons. Gene Ontology annotation, cellular component: Z disc; plasma membrane; cell projection. Lineage: Eukaryota; Metazoa; Chordata; Actinopteri; Cypriniformes; Nemacheilidae. Gene Ontology annotation, biological process: muscle cell development; actin cytoskeleton organization.